CCCCACCGCCCCGGCCGCGGGCACGCAGGCGCCGUCCAGGUCAGCGAGCACUGCAAGAGAUCCGCAUGUACCAGAGCAGUACCCGCCUGCUUCUGCGCCCCGGCCCCUUUGCCCGUGUGGUGCGGGAGCUCUGCCUACUCUUCACCCGCGGGGUUGAUUACCGCUGGCAGCGCAUGGCCCUGCUGGCGCUGCAGGAGGCAGCAGAGGCCUUCAUCGUGCGGCUGCUGGAAGACGCGUACCUGUGCUCACUGCACGCCCGUCGAGUCACCCUGUUCCCCAAAGAUCUGCAGCUGGCUCGGCGUCUGCGGGGAGUGGAGGGGGGUGGCAUCUGAAUGGAGACCCCCCUGAGCCCUUGCACAGAGGCUUAACCCCCCCAGACCCCUGUACCAGGAUUCCCACCCUGGGACUCUCUCCUGACAAUCUCACACCUCUAAUCUUACUGGGAUCUCCUUUGGGACCAUCAUGCUUGGACCCACCCCCAUGGGGUCUCCCAAACUGAGGCCCUGUCCUGACAUGCCUCAUCAGAUUUGGGAUCCACCUCCCCAGGAACUGCCACGUGGACCCACCCCACAGACUCCCCCCUAUUGGACCCCCACCUCAGGAUCCAAAUCAACCCCUUCCAGGACCCAUCCCAGGGUGGAGGUUUCCUUCCUUAGUCCAGCAUCCCCCAGAUUAUUGAGGACCCCUACCCAUGGUCCCCUGGGACCUCCUCACCAGAAUACUAGUUCUGGGGGAACUACCCAGGACCUCCACCGUACUGGAGACCCAGUUCUGCUGCACCCCAAUAAAUGAAUAAAUGUUUGUGA
Cyanistes caeruleus (blue tit) is the source of this 806-nucleotide messenger RNA. The record is from RefSeq and is a predicted model, not a curated record. NCBI's taxonomy places the organism in Eukaryota, Metazoa, Chordata, Aves, Passeriformes, Paridae.